Molecule: messenger RNA, 722 nt
Organism: Lactuca saligna
Lineage: Eukaryota; Viridiplantae; Streptophyta; Magnoliopsida; Asterales; Asteraceae
Source: the annotation of a GenBank genome assembly
AUUAAAACAAAAUCAACAUAUAUGUCUCUCGCCACCAACUCACAAAAGUUCUUGCUUCUCGGAAUAUGGCGGCAGUAGGAGCUUCGUUCAACCAUGUCUCAAGAGAAUCCUCAGAUAUCGAUCGACUUGCGAACUUCUACCAAGAGAUAUUCGGAUUUGAACGAAUAGAAAGCCCUAAAUUCGAAUUCAAGGUAAUAUGGCUAAGGCAAUCACCAUCUUUCUGUCUGCAUCUAAUCGAAAGGAACCCAAACACGAAGCUACCAGAAGGUCCAUGGAGUGCUACGGAUGCUGUUGCGGAUACUAAGAACCUUUUCAGAGGCCAUCAUCUUUGUUUCACUGUUUCUAAUUUUGACUCCUUCGUCAAAACCCUCAAGGAGAAAGGUAUUGAGACACAUGAGAGGAUUCAACCGAAUGGGAAAACGAAGCAAGUUUUCUUCUUUGAUCCUGAUGGUAAUGGAUUGGAGGUUGCUAGCCAGUGAUGAUCAAACAUUAUGUAUUUUAGUCGUGUAAAAAAAAAAAAAAAAAAAAAAAAACUAAAAUUGUAUGAUAUAUGGUUAAUAGGAGGUUAAAUAUUUCUCCAUAACAUGUUUCUUAAUGUUGUUACCGAAGUUGAAGUGUUUAAACGUAAUAUGUGUAAAUUAGAACUCUCACAAUGUGAUUGAGAGCUAUACAUAUCUCACAAAGUAAUUGUACUACAGAUGAUUGGAUAAUUUAUUCAUGCU